Odontomachus brunneus is the source of this 6558-nucleotide messenger RNA. RefSeq names its product laccase-5-like. Gene Ontology annotation, cellular component: plasma membrane. The record is from RefSeq and is a predicted model, not a curated record. Lineage: Eukaryota; Metazoa; Arthropoda; Insecta; Hymenoptera; Formicidae. The transcript has 12 exons. Gene Ontology annotation, biological process: iron ion transport. The coding region runs from base 3780 to 5714 and encodes 644 amino acids. Gene Ontology annotation, molecular function: oxidoreductase activity; copper ion binding.
CCUUGUAAGGACUUGCGUGUUACGCGCCGAGGUAUUGCCGCGUGUACGCGCUUACAUCACGGUGGCAGGCAAGCGGAGAAAACGAAGAGAUGCUGUGUUUAUUCGCUGUAUAUAUGCGGGUCGUUCGUGCUAUCCCGCAAGCACGUGCUAUCCCGCUCCCUGUUCGUUGCGAGCUUCACUCCGCCUGACUGCACAUCAACGCACACGCUCAACAGCAUGAAAGACGUAACUUUAUACGUUGUGUAUAAAACUAUAAAAAUAGACGAGUGAAUAAUACCUGGAAAAUCGAAUCGUGAUUUGUGUCCAUUCGCGAAUAUUCGAGGAAGCUGCCAGGAUGGGCUUAUUUGAUAGCUUAUCCGCCUUUACCGUGUGUAACUCUAAAUUAUUUUUUCUUUUCAUUAUACAUGAUAUAAUAUAUAUUUUAUUCCAUUUUUCUAAUUGAGUUAUAUAUUUCUAAUGCCAAUAUUUCGAUAUACAACUUUACGACGAACAAAGAUGAGCGUUUCGAUGAAACCUUUCCAUCUCUCCCAGUUUCGCCUGUAUUGUCUUUCUCAAACAUUAGGCAGUUUCGCGCUAUUAUUUCUACACGUCUGAAUUCCACGUGGAAGCUUGACCUUCCCACGAUAACGCCGAGCGAGAGCGCACAGGAUCGGUGAAUGUGUGCGGCGUGUGAUGUAGGGUGACGCGGCUUUCGCGGUGCAUUACGCCGCAGUGUCUCGCGGAAUGCAGGCGAGACAACGACGACGAAGAAGACGACGACGACGACGAGGACAUGGGCCGCGUUCCCGAUGGCGAACCUUUAUGUACGUGUCCGAGAUUUUAUCUCGUGACUCGUACGUCUCCGUCGGGAGCCCGAUAUUGUGUCGCUUGUGCUCACCGUAAUGAUCCGUACACCGGAUUAUACGCCGAUCAACUGCGUUUGCAUACCGACACAGAGACAUACAUAAGCCUCUCCUCGGGGAGUUCGCAGCGACCGAAAUACAUACAGGGCCGUUCCGACACCUUCGUCUUGGUCCUGGACAUUAAUAUUUCACAGACGCAAUAUCGUAUUGUGUCAAAUAUAUUAUGCAUUUAACAGACCAGUCAUUGUCUAUUAAAAAAUAUCCAUAUUUUUCAAAUACUUCUAGGAAGUAAUAUAAUAUUUUUUUCGAGAACAAAUAGAAACCGCUACAAGUCUCAAAAUGAUUAUAGUAUGGUUAUACAUAUGUAUCAAAGUAAUAACUUAGUGAAACUAGUAUUUAAUCGCUAUUAAUUGUUCCGCGAUUGAAAGGACUUUAUUUAGUAAAGAAAACCGUCAGAACGGCCCUGAGAAUGUAUUGCCAAAAUGCACCGUGUGAACGGCGUAAGCAACGUUUGAAACCGAAGCUAUACACGGAUGUCUCGAGUGAAAAUCGUAAUUAAUCACUUUCGAAUACGUGGGAGCGCGAACAAUCGUUGAUGGACGGUUCUCCACGCUCUGGGCAAUCACUUAAUCGCCCCUUCGGAAUAUUCCACCUAUGAUUUCUGCGAUCUGCAAAUUGCCCUACGAGCGUAACAAUAUCGUUUAUUAUACGACAUUGGCGAUUAAUUAUACUUGCAUAAACGAAAACUGAGCGAAAUAAAUAAAAAAAGCGCGGUGCACAUUAUCCUUUGCCAUAAUAGUUGAUUGUUAUUCGUACGAUUGGUUAACUCAAAACGUUUCAAUGCUGUCAGCUUGGCCUUUAGCAGAUUAUUUUUCUGCAACGAAAAUUGUUUAUGAUAAAAGAAUGAAAAAUAGAAACGUGAAGUAAAAAAAAAUAGAACGUAUUUUUACAAAGACGUAACAUAUGGCAAACGGAAUGUUUUUUUCAAUACGUUGAUAGCUUAAUUUUAACAACCAGAAUUAUCGUAUUCGUACACACUAAAUUUUUUUUCGAAAACACUUUCUCUUAACUACUUAGUCUUAUCCUUAGAAGAAAGUUGGUCUCGCGGAUCCAUAUAAUUAUUCAGAAUCGUCGUUGACAGAUGAAGAAACGAGUCGAAGAUUUCGAAGUAAUUAGGGUGUAUUUUAUUUUAGAAUACGAUUCGAUUUGCCGAAAGCGAAUCGUCGGGUUACGCCCUCGAUGAGUCGCGAUUAUUAUCAUAAAAGGCGGAACGCAAACCGCUCGUUAAGUUCAUUAACGAACUGCGAGUAACUCUGCCCUUUUUUACUCGAGUUACCGUUAAGAGGAUAUGUCAGAAUACUGAUAUUCUCUAUGUCUGUCAAUCUACUUACAUAACGUCACGAAUGCAUACGUAACGUACGUAUAUGUACACGCAAUCGAUAGAUCGCGCGUUAAUAUUUAACUUUCCAAAUCAAAAUUUCGGUUUUACGUUAACCUUAUAAAUUCUACCGAACUUGAAAGACCAAGAUUUCGAGACAUAACAAUACCCAGACUACUGUCCUUUAAUUCUUUAAAUAAUUAUUUGCUACAAUCUUUUUCAUGUUGAGAUUUUAAUUUAAAUAUCAAUUUAUGAACUAUAUAAUAUUCGCAAAUAUUCCACUAACAUUUAAUUUUUAUUCACAAUUUCGAUAAGUAAUAUAUUAAACAAUUUACUCUGCAGAGAGAUAGAAUAAUGCGGUAAAUAUCUAUUAAACAAUUUAAUAUAAAAAAAUAUUAACGAGUAAAUAUAAUUAAUUGGCAAAUAAAACAGCAAGCUUUUUUAAUAUUUUAAAAUUUUCUUUCAAUCUGUUUAUUGUUAUUUUUCUAUUCACGUUGAAAAUUUCGAUAAAAUAUGAAGAUUCAAAAGAAGAUAAAAUUAUUUCGUUGCCGACUGUCGCCACAUCCUGCGUCCUGCAUUCCGUCCUAGAAUCAAUUUCUCAUUCUCACCAUGGCUCUCAAUAGUUUCACGCAAAAACACGAUUUAAUCGAAAAUGCAACGUUGAUUCAUGGUAGUAUAUUAAUUAACUACGAUCGUCGAAGGCUACACUUUUAGUAUGUACUGUCCUGAUCACUUUAUCCGCUUUGAGAGUCACGAAUAUUUUCAUGUCGUUGGUUGUUAUGAUCCUUCGGCCGCCAAAGGUACGCAUCAUUGACUGUAAAGCAACAACGAUUAGCGACUAACGGGCGAUGACGUAGAGGUUUUUGCUCAUUGUUUUGGUAAGUCUCGCGCUUAACGUACUUUUCCGUAAUCGAAUUAUUGUGUUUUGAGCCGCGUUGAGCGACGCACGUACUGUGAACAGUAUGUAUCGGUAUUUUUGCUAUUCCCGUCUAAUUUCCGUCGAACUAUUUUGUUGAGUAUUGAACUUUUUAAUCGGUUUCUCAUCGGCAUCGCGUUAGUUAACGCGUGUUUUUCCGAUCGAAUCGCAUUUUCGUGAGUGUCAGUGCUACGACGUUGAAACAGCCAGAAUGUUAGCCAGCCAGAUUGGGGAACCAGGACGAAGAUGGAGGGUAUUGGGACACGGUCAGUAGCACAUCAUAUAUUUCUAGAUUUAUUAGAAUUUACGGCGAUACGAUGGGUGCGGUCCCCUGGGGUGUAGUUUCGAUGGACACAGAUACCGUACUGGAGGAUCCGGUUCAAGCCGAGCAGAGUCGGCUCGAAGAUUGGUAGCAGAAUGUGGCCGUCUCUGACACGUGGAUCAAUCGACGGCAGCGGAUCAGUCAGCCUCAUCCUCCUUCUGGUCCCCCACUCUCAAAACCGAAGACAUCUUUCAGCAGGACAACAGCGCGAGCUUUUUCCCCACAGCCCAUGGCCUCGUGCAGACCCAUCCGACCAGCAGUGGCGGCGUGUUCCGCAGCGGAUUCGGCGGAAUCGACAAUCUCGGUAGUCGAGGGGUGACGAUGAGACCGCCGAGGACGCGACCCCUCGACUACAAUGAGCGAGCCACCGCCGAAUUGCGUCGGAACCCGUCGCUCUCGUCGCCGGACGAAUGCGCUCGCGCCUGCCGCGAGAAUGAGCCACCCAGGAUAUGCUACUACCACUUCACGCUCGAAUAUUACACGGUGCUCGGCGCAGCGUGUCAGGUAUGCACACCGAACGCAACCAACUCCGUAUGGAGUGAGUGUCAAUGCGUUCUGGCGGACGGCGUGGAGCGUGGUAUCCUGACUGCGAACAGAAUGAUCCCCGGGCCAAGUAUCCAGGUGUGCCAGGGUGACAAAGUCGUAGUCGACGUGGAAAAUCACAUGGAGGGAAUGGAAGUCACAAUUCACUGGCACGGUGUCUGGCAACGAGGAUCUCAGUAUUACGACGGCGUGCCUUACGUGACGCAGUGUCCCAUUCAAGAGGGUAACACAUUCAGAUAUCAGUGGACGGCGGGCAACGAGGGUACGCAUUUCUGGCAUGCUCACACCGGCAUGCAAAAGAUCGACGGUCUUUACGGAAGUAUAGUGAUCCGACAGCCACCGAGCAAGGACCCCAACAGCAAUCUGUACGACUACGAUUUAACUACGCAUGUGGUGCUCAUCAGCGACUGGUUCCACGAGAGCGCUAUCGAGCGUUACCCUGGUCGUCUCGCGGUCAACACCGGUCAGGCGCCUGAAAGCGUGUUGAUUAACGGGAAAGGUCAAUUUAGGGAUCCCAACACCGGCUUCAUGACGAAUACGCCUCUCGAAGUGUUCACUAUAACUCCAGGCCGUCGUUACCGAUUCCGAUUGAUCAACUCGUACGGAUCAGUAUGCCCCUCUCAAAUUACUGUCGAGGGUCACACUCUCACUAUUAUCGCCACCGAUGGUGAAGCAGUGCGUCCAGUACAAGUUAACACCAUAAUCUCUUUCUCGGGUGAACGUUACGAUUUCGUCAUAAACGCUGACCAGCCAGCCGGCGCUUAUUGGAUCCAACUUCGGUCGCUCGGAGAAUGUGGAAUUCCUCGAGCUCAACAGCUGGCUAUUCUGCGAUACGCUCGUGGUCCUUAUCAACCUUCUACCGCGCCACCUACGUAUGACUUCGGUCUGCCACAAGGCGUCGUUCUGAAUCCUCUGGAUGCCAUUUGCAACCGACCGCGCCAGGAUGCGAUUUGCGUGAACCAGUUGAAAAACGCCCGCCACAUUGAUCAGGGCAUCCUUCAGCAACGCCCUGACGUGAAAAUCUUCCUGCCAUUCCGCUUCCUGUUCUAUAGACCAGAAGAGGUCUUCCAACCGCAGACCUACAAUCGCUUCCUCGUUGCGCCGACCGGCGACCAUGUAAUUUCUCUCGUUGAUGAGAUCUCGUUCACGUUUCCUCCGGCACCCCCGCUCUCGCAAAUCGAUGACAUUCCACCCGAACAAUUCUGCAACGGUGAUAACAGACCGGCCGACUGCGGCGCCAACUGCAUGUGUACGCACCAGGUUGACAUUCCACAUAAUGCGGUCGUCGAGGUGGUUCUCGUUGACGAAGUACAACAACCAAACUUGUCGCAUCCCUUCCACUUGCACGGAUACGCGUUCAACGUGGUCGGUAUCGGCCGUUCUCCCGAUAAAAAUGUGAAAAAGAUCAACCUGAAGCAUGCUCUAGACCUCGAUAAACGUGGUCUUUUGCACAGACAGUUCAACCUGCCUCCCGCUAAGGACACUAUCGCCGUUCCCAACAACGGCUACGUCAUCUUCCGGUUCCGCGCAGAUAAUCCGGGAUAUUGGCUGUUCCACUGCCACUUCCUGUUCCACAUACUGAUCGGCAUGAAUCUGAUUCUGCACGUGGGGACACACGGAGACCUGCCGCCGAUACCGCCCAACUUCCCGACCUGCGGUGAUCAUUUGCCACCCAUCACACCGCCGUUGUCGCUGGACAACUUGUUCCACUGAUGCGUGAAUGCGAGCGACCAGCUCGGAGAAGCCGAGAAAAAAAGAAAGGGAGAGAAAGAGAGAGAGAGGGGGAGAGAGAGAGAGAGAGACGCUCCAAAGUCCAUACGAUACUUGUAGCAUAUUCCUGUAAAGUAGCGCGCGAGCCUGUAAUAUUUUCUAUCUUCUCUUUUCUCAAUUCCUCUCGACCUGGCCGGUCGUCCUCGAGAGCGCGCUCGGCUCGAAAGGUGACGAUCGAUCGGGGAGCGAGGAAUUCGAGGGAUGUCGAGCCGUUGCCUCGCGAGACCGGCCGAAGACGGGAUGGCGGCGCGAGACAACUCGAACGACGUGGAGAAGAGGCUCGCGAGGCGACGGAUCAACGAGAGGCGAUCGACGUCCCGCUGGACGUCGCGAAACGACGAACGUUCACAGAGGCGAUGAUGACUUUACGUUGACGACAGUCGAUAAUUUAUUGUGUUCCAGAUGCUUCAUCCGCCACCGUGUCACUCGCGUUGCGAGUUUUACCCCUCUUGUUAUUUCGAAUGCAGCUGACCGCCCGCUGCGAAUCCCGUAGAGCGCGGAUAUUCAGAUACAGCGAUUGCAUAAUGCAGUCAUAACGAUUUGUCCUCGCAUCGAGCGUAUCGUGUCACGUCAUUUAGACAACUUUGAAAGACAAGAUUUCGUCGGAUAUUUACGCUGUACGGGAACCACGGAUGGCGACCGCAAACCCCGUUGUGACGAGUGAAGCAUCUCAGCUGGAAACGUACGAACGUUUUCGAUUAACGUUUGCAACGCUGUAAAUAAUGUAGAAAUAGUCACUACAGUUAACGAGAUAUUAAGGGGGGAAAUCCAAUUAGAACGAGGAAAA